AUGGGAGACUGGUCAAUCCUCGGACGCUUCCUCACCGAGGUGCAGAACCACUCGACGGUCAUCGGCAAGAUCUGGCUGACCAUGCUGCUGAUCUUCCGCAUCCUGCUGGUGACGCUGGUGGGCGACGCGGUCUACAGCGACGAGCAGUCCAAGUUCACCUGCAACACGCUGCAGCCCGGCUGCAACAACGUCUGCUAUGACACCUUCGCGCCCGUCUCGCACCUGCGCUUCUGGGUCUUCCAGAUCGUCCUGGUCUCCACGCCGUCCAUCUUCUACAUCGUCUACGUGCUGCACAAGAUCGCCAAGGACGAGAAGCUGGAGCUGGAGACGGUGCAGGUGCAGGUGCAGCAGGGCAAGCGUCCGGUCGGGGACUACCUGGGCCAGACGGAGAGGGGCGAGGGUCAGGGGGGUCAGCACUACGAGGAGGACUGGGGCCCGCCGCAGGAGGACGAGUUUGUGGGGCAGAGCCUACUGGACGAGGACUACCGGGAGGUGGGCAAGGACCCCACGCAGCUGUCCAGCCAGGUCCUGCUCACGUACAUCGUCCACGUGGUGCUGCGCUCGGUCAUGGAGAUCACCUUCCUGGUGGGCCAGUACUACCUGUUCGGCUUCGAGGUGCCGCACCUGUUCCGCUGCGAGACCUACCCGUGCCCGACGCGCACCGACUGCUUCGUGUCGCGCGCCACCGAGAAGACCAUCUUCCUCAACUUCAUGUUCAGCAUCAGCCUGGGCUGCUUCCUGCUCAACAUCGUGGAGCUGCACUACCUGGGCUGGGUCUACAUCUUCCGCGUGCUCUGCUCCGCCUGCUCCGUGUGCUGCCGCCGGCCCGAGAGGGACCCCGCCGAGCGCAUGGGCCUCUACGCCCACGACCACCACAACCCCCUGCUGCUGCAGCUCAAGCACUCGCUGCGCGGACACCUCAUCCUGCAGAGCCCGGCGCCCGGCGGACAGGAGAAGGUCGGGGGCGGGGGCGGACUGCUCGCCCACGCGCCGGCCAUCUCCUUCGAGACGGACUCCACGGUGGAGUGCACGUCCAAGCGGAGCCCGGAGGACAGGGAGCGCAUGAGGGUCAAGCUGGCCAACAUGGCCAAGCUGGGCCGGACCAAGAAGUCCUGGCUAUGA
This is a messenger RNA of Sardina pilchardus (European sardine), 1122 nucleotides long. RefSeq names its product gap junction delta-2 protein. Gene Ontology annotation, molecular function: gap junction channel activity. The record is from RefSeq and is a predicted model, not a curated record. Gene Ontology annotation, cellular component: connexin complex. The transcript has 2 exons. Gene Ontology annotation, biological process: cell-cell signaling. Lineage: Eukaryota; Metazoa; Chordata; Actinopteri; Clupeiformes; Clupeidae. Bases 1 to 1122 code for a protein of 373 amino acids.